Megalobrama amblycephala (Wuchang bream) is the source of this 2392-nucleotide messenger RNA. RefSeq names its product gastrula zinc finger protein XlCGF8.2DB-like. Gene Ontology annotation, biological process: regulation of cytokine production; negative regulation of transcription by RNA polymerase II; regulation of immune system process. The transcript is spliced from 2 exons. The record is from RefSeq and is a predicted model, not a curated record. NCBI's taxonomy places the organism in Eukaryota, Metazoa, Chordata, Actinopteri, Cypriniformes, Xenocyprididae. The coding region runs from base 410 to 1573 and encodes 387 amino acids.
AAACAAUGACGUACAUCCGGUCCUAGGAGACGAAAAGAAGCGAGGGAGGGAAGAGAAAAUAAACAUGAGUGGAACACAGCCGUUCAUUCUGCUCUAAAUCUUGUUUUUUUUCUCAGACUGCGAGUGUUAAUUUUAUAAUCAGGAAAAAUCGGAAUCUAAACGACUAAGUCAAUUCAUUUAGUGAAUCACUCAGAAAUUAACCAAAUUACGCUCGUCAAACAAUAAGCUCGUUACUGACUGGGUUUGUGAAUAUAAUGCCUUGUGUUUUCACUAGUUAGCAAUUGAAAUUAGUCAAAACUCUGUUAAAUUGUUUCUAAACGACUAUUUGAGCAAAAUAUUUGCAACUGGAUAAUUGAGAGUGACUGUAAUUCUGGUGAUCAAGAUCAACUACUGACAUACUAUUGUAAGGAUGGAGUUUGAGGAAGAACCCUGCAGAAUUAAAUAUGAAGAGACAGAGGAACAAACAGAUAUGAUGGAAGUGAAUGGAAACAAACCUCAUUAUUUCAAAAAUGAAGAUGGAAAUGCAGUCGUUUUAAAGACUGAAGAGGAUCAAGCUGCAAAAUCUGAAGUCCAAGAAUCGUUCACCUGCUCAGAGUGUGGAAAGAGUUACACAUGUAAACCAGCCCUAAACAGACACCUGAUAAUUCACACUGGAGUAAAACCGUUUACAUGCACUCAGUGUGGAAAGAGUUUCACUUACAAACCAGACCUUAAGAGACACGAGAGAAUUCACACUGGAGAAACUCUGCUCACAUGCACUCAGUGUGGAAAGACUUUCAUUCGUAAAGAAAACCUAAUUAAACACAUGAGAUUUCACACUGGAGAAAAGCUGUUCACCUGCACUGAGUGUGGAAACAGUUUCAUAUAUAAAAAUCAACUAAAUGCGCACAUGAGAAUUCACACGGGAGAAAAACCAUUCACAUGCACUCAGUGCGGAAAGAGUUUUGGAUUCAAAAGCACUCUCCAAAAACACCUGCACACUCACUCUGGAGUGAGGUUGUUCAGCUGUAAUCAGUGUGAUAAAACAUUUGUUUUGGCAGUGCAUUUAAAAGCCCACCUUAAAGUUCAUGCUGGUGUGAAACCUUACGCUUGUUUUUUUUGCGAAAUGAGUUUUUUAGAGCCACACUUAUUAAAAAAGCAUGAGCGUGUACAUACUGGUGUGAGACCUUAUGUAUGCUCUUAUUGUGGGAAGAGCUACACUUCAUCCAGUGCCUUAAAUUCACAUCAGAAAGUUCAUACUGGAGAGAGACCAUAUGAGUGUUCAUACUGUGGAAAGCGUUUCUUUUACCCACAAAUCUUGACAGAACAUGAGAGAGUCCAUACUGGAGAGAAACCGUACAAGUGCUCAUACUGUAGAAAGUGUUUUGCUCAGUCAGGAAACCUGAAAAAACACGAGAGAGUUCAUACUGGAAGUAAGCCGUAUCAGUGCUCUUCAUGUGGGAAGAGUUUCAAUCAAAUAUCUCAUCUAAAGAACCAUAAGCAAAAGUGUUGUCCAGAGCUGCCUGCAUCACAAAUAAUACAUUCACAAGACAUUCAGAUAAAACAAAAGCUGGAAUUUGUUUCCAUUGAUUGAUUUCAUUUAAGAAGGAAAUUUUCUAAAAUUAGUAUUAAGGUUUGAUCAUUUGACAAAGCAUUUGACAGCGUCAUAGUAUGUACAUGUACAUUCCCUCUUCCUGUAUCAGUAAUAGUGAAUUGUCCAUAGUUUUCUCCAAAACAAAUCUAUUGUGUUUAUUAUUAUGAGAGCCGUAAAACACAGCCAUUUAUGCAGCUCUAAAUCUGACUGAGUGAAUUAUUAUAAUUUCUUUAUUAUUCAGGAAGAAUUUACAUUUAAACGAUUUUGGUGAAUCAAAAACACAAACCAUUUGGAGUGGUUACAUUUUUUUUUUGUUGUGAAGUUCAGCUAUUUUCAUUAAUUGUGCGCAUGUGAGGCAUUUGUGAAACAAUGAUAGUCUAAUCAUAAUUCAAACAACUUAGCUAUUCAAUCAUGAUACAUUUAGAAACUGAGGACUUUUGCAUUGAAAUCACUCUGAACAAUGUGAAUAUAUAAAAAUAAAAACAAUGUGAUUGUAAUGAAUAUUACUGUAGUUUAUUUAAUGUUUCUAAUCUAAUUAUACAAGUAUCAGCUCAUUCUUUUUAAAAUGACACCAGAUGUUUUCUAUGUGUGAUUAAAGAGGCGAUUCCUUCAUAAUUUAGACUCUGACACACCAACAUCACUGAGAGAAAAUGAAAUUGUUCAGGAAAAGUGAAUGUGUUCUGUGUCUGACAAUUCAGCAAUGUGUACUUGUUUUACAGAUACUAUCCAGUAGUUUUGAAAUAAGGGUAUGUACGUUCUUAUGUGGUUAUAUUUUGACAAACAAUGUGGUCAAAAUGUAAUAAACUCAUGUUUUAAGCA